AUGCUGAACUCCAACCUCGAGAAGGGGCAAUACACUCCCACGCUUCAAGAGCUAACCGGCGACGCGCUCUUGCUGCUAAUGGCCGGGACAGACAGCACUGCACAUACGCUCGUUACCGCUACAUAUGCCAUGUUGACGCAUCCAGAGAUGUUGCAGGCUCUCGUGACUGAGUUGAAAGAGGCGAUUCCAAAGAGAGACAGCGUAGCAGAGUGGGCGGCUCUAGAGAAGCUGCCAUACCUGCGCGCAGUGGUCAAGGAAUCUCUCCGCUACGUAUCUGGAUCUCCGGGUCGACUGCCUCGGACUGUCCCAUCAACAGGCGCUGUAUUUUGCGGACGGCCGAUACCGCCAGGGACUAUUAUUAUAAGCGGUGCUUACGUGCACCAUCGCAACCCGGAGGCAUUUGAGGAUCCGGAUAUGUUCCGGCCGGAGCGCUGGCUGCAGGGUACUGUUGUAAGUUUCAGUCUGGCCUCUUUCACGAGACACUGCAUCGAGUCUCCUGAAAAGCAUGAUUCGAGCGGCAGGACUUACUUUACUAGUCUGGCAUAUUGCGAGCUCUAUCUCACACUCGCGCAUCUUUUUCGAAAAUUCAAUCUCGAAUUGUAUCAGACUACGCCCGCGGACAUGGAAUGGAAGGACUGCACUGUAUUUAGAAUGAUGGGACAUCGGAAAGUCUUGGUCAAGGAGGCGAGAGAUUGA
Messenger RNA from Letharia lupina, 696 nucleotides. RefSeq lists its product as uncharacterized. The record is from RefSeq and is a predicted model, not a curated record. Lineage: Eukaryota; Fungi; Ascomycota; Lecanoromycetes; Lecanorales; Parmeliaceae. The transcript has 2 exons. The coding region runs from base 1 to 696 and encodes 231 amino acids. Gene Ontology annotation, molecular function: monooxygenase activity; iron ion binding; heme binding.